This is a messenger RNA of Neurospora hispaniola, 756 nucleotides long. RefSeq lists its product as uncharacterized. The coding region runs from base 245 to 664 and encodes 139 amino acids. Gene Ontology annotation, molecular function: serine-type peptidase activity. Gene Ontology annotation, biological process: proteolysis. The record is from RefSeq and is a predicted model, not a curated record. NCBI's taxonomy places the organism in Eukaryota, Fungi, Ascomycota, Sordariomycetes, Sordariales, Sordariaceae. The transcript has a single exon.
GUAACGUUUGCGGCCCGGAUUCAAUUUGAAGAGAUGCUCUUUGUGCACAUCAACUUGGAAACUGGCAAGGCGACAAAGUUGGACUCGCCUUGGACAAACACGAGCAUUCAUAUGGGCUGCCUAGUACGGUUUUCAGAGAACUCAAGGCUCGCUAUUGCCAGCGGUCACUGCACACCACCUGGUGUGUACCAUUUCGAUAUCUUGCCGGAUCCAACAGUCCUGUGGCCACUGUUCAAAUUCAAAUAUGAGGGAGCAAAGUGAACGCUCCCCCUUAUUGAUUAUCUCACCCUACGGCGGGCCAACGGCUUACAACCCACCGGGGCUCAUGGUGAGGACGCAGUAUUUCACAAGCCGAGGGUAUGCGUUUUGCAUCUCCAACUAUACCGACUCAUCUGCGCAUAGAAAGGCGUACCACGAGGCACUGCGUGGAGAGUUCGGUAUAGUCGACCGUGACGAUGUUAGUGAAAAGGUUCAAUAUUUUGCGAAUUUCGGACGAAUUGAUUGUUUUCGCGUCGGUAUCGCAACCGCCAGCUCCGGCGGCUACUGUGGUUUUACGAUGCUUGACCCGACGUCCGGACGUGUUUGCUGGAAAAAUCAGUAUGUGUGGCGUCAGCGACAUUGCUCAGAGCGAGGAUAUCAGACAGGAAACCAUAAGAAACAGUAAUGUCAAGAUGGUCAUCCUCAACGGCAAAGGACGCAUGUUCAAGCACGGUGACAAUGUGAAGAAAGCACUUCUGGAGGGCGAGGAAUGGUGAG